Arvicola amphibius (Eurasian water vole) is the source of this 1241-nucleotide messenger RNA. RefSeq names its product alpha 1,4-galactosyltransferase (P blood group) (gene A4galt). Gene Ontology annotation, biological process: protein O-linked glycosylation. Gene Ontology annotation, molecular function: acetylglucosaminyltransferase activity. The transcript is spliced from 2 exons. The record is from RefSeq and is a predicted model, not a curated record. Bases 96 to 1145 code for a protein of 349 amino acids. NCBI's taxonomy places the organism in Eukaryota, Metazoa, Chordata, Mammalia, Rodentia, Cricetidae.
GCCUGCAGGCGGCUAGAACUCCACCUCCUCAUCAUGGGCUGCCCAGGCUGACCAUCACUCCUUGUGGGCAUCUCCUGCUGUGAUCUGGGGAGACCAUGUUCAAGCCUCCCGACUGCCUGCUGAGGAUGCUCCGGGGCACCCCCAGACAACGGGUCUUCACUCUCUUCAUUAUCAGCUUCAAGUUCACAUUCCUUGUCUCCGUCAUGAUCUACUGGCACACUGUGGGUGCACCCAAGGACCAAGGACGACAGAAUAGCCUACCAGUGGACUUCCCCUGCCCCCAGCUGGCCUUUCGUGGCAUCCUUGCCCCAGGCAACAUCUUCUUCCUAGAGACUUCAGACAGGACCAAACCUAGCUUUCUGUUUAUGUGUUCUGUGGAGUCGGCCGCCAGGGCACACCCAGAGUCCCAGAUAGUAGUGCUCAUGAAAGGGCUGCAUGGGUACAAGUCAGGCCUGCCUCGGAACCUUGGCAUCUCUCUCCUGAGGUGCUUCCACAAUGUCCAGAUUCAACCUCUGGACCUGAAGGAGCUGUUUCAGGGCACACCGUUGGCAGCCUGGUAUUUGGAAGUGCUGAACAGCUGGGAGCCCUACCUGCUGCCAGUACUGUCUGAUGCCUCUAGGAUCGCGCUCCUCUGGAAGUUCGGUGGCAUCUACCUGGACACAGAUUUCAUCGUCCUCAAGAACUUGAGGAACCUGACCAACACGCUGGGCGUCCAAUCCCAAUACGUCCUCAACGGAGCCUUCCUAGCCUUUGAGCGCCACCAUGACUUCUUGGCGCUGUGCAUACGUGACUUUGUGGACCACUACAAUGGUUGGAUUUGGGGCCACCAGGGCCCCCAACUGCUCACCCGAGUCUUCAAGAAAUGGUGCUCCAUCCGCAGCCUGAAGGAAAGCCACACUUGCCGAGGAGUUACUGCCCUGCCCCCUGAGGCCUUCUACCCCAUCCCCUGGCAGAACUGGAAGAAAUACUUUGAAGACAUCAGCCCUGAGGAGCUGGCCCGGCUGCUCAAUGCCACCUAUGCUGUUCACGUGUGGAACAAGAAAAGUCAGGGUACACACCUCGAGGCCACGUCCAGGGCUCUGCUGGCCCAGCUCCAUGCUCGCUACUGCCCCACAACACAUGAAGCCAUGAAGAUGUACUUGUGAGGUUCCCCCUGACUGCCUUCGUAUUAUCUUAGCUCUGUUACUGCCUUUCCUAGGGAGGCAAGACGAGCAGGAAGCAAAGAGGGCCCUGCCCUGCUG